CUUCCAUAAAAGGCAAAAGAAUCUCGAAGCGUCAUGACUUGCCUCUCCUGUUUCUCGUUCUUCCCCCGCUCCCUGUCCGUGUUUCGCACGCCGCCCCACGGCCCCAGAGGCCCAGCCGCAUCAAACCGCUCUCCUCUCUCCCCGCAACCACAAAGAAGCGCAAACGCAGCACAGCAAACGCGCCGCGCAUCCGGAGAUCCCAAAGAGGAAGAGCGACGCGAAGGAAACAUCAUUGCGGCAUGGCUUUGUCCGCCGCCGUCGGGCUUCAGCUCAUUGGCGUCGCCGCGGCCACGCUCCUCGCGGCGGUCUUUGCAGCCGCCGUGUUGGGGCGGCGCCGCCGGCCCCGGGCACCGGUGGUGGAAGGGAAGCCCGCGCCGGAUGCUGGCUGCGCGGUUGCUGACGGCGAAGGUAGCGCCGGCGACGGCGGAACGGACGUCAUCAUCGUGGGCGCCGGGGUAGCUGGAUCUGCGCUGGCAUACACACUCGGAAAGGAUGGUCGCCAGGUCCAUGUUAUUGAGAGAGACCUGACAGAGCCUGACAGAAUUGUGGGUGAACUGCUGCAACCUGGGGGCUACUUGAAAUUGAUUGAGUUGGGUCUUGAGGAUUGUGUUCAAGAAAUUGAUGCUCAGCGUGUCCUUGGUUACGCAUUAUUCAAAGAUGGGAAGAACACAAAGCUUUCUUAUCCCUUGGAAAAGUUCCAUUCUGAUGUUGCUGGUAGGAGCUUUCACAAUGGGCGGUUUAUACAGAGGAUGCGCCAGAAAGCUGCAUCUUUACCCAAUGUCCAACUGGAGCAGGGAACUGUUACAUCACUGCUUGAAGAAAAUGGCACAGUCAAGGGUGUUCAAUACAAGACCAAGUCAGGUGAAGAACUAAAAGCUUAUGCACCCUUGACCAUUGUCUGUGAUGGUUGCUUUUCAAAUUUACGACGCGCUCUUUGCUCUCCUAAGGUUGAUGUUCCGUCUUGUUUUGUUGGGCUGGUCUUGGAGAAUUGCCAACUUCCUCACCCGAACCAUGGCCAUGUUAUUUUGGCCAAUCCUUCACCCAUCCUGUUUUACCCAAUAAGCAGCACUGAGGUGCGUUGUUUGGUUGAUGUCCCUGGUCAAAAAGUGCCUUCCAUAGCAAGCGGUGAAAUGGCAAAUUAUCUCAAAACUGUUGUUGCACCCCAGAUUCCUCCGGAAAUCUAUGAUUCUUUUGUAGCGGCCAUUGAUAAGGGAAGCAUAAGAACGAUGCCAAAUAGGAGCAUGCCAGCUGCUCCACAUCCAACCCCUGGUGCGCUUUUGAUGGGGGAUGCGUUCAAUAUGAGACAUCCUUUAACUGGCGGAGGAAUGACUGUUGCAUUAUCUGACAUUGUUGUCCUAUGUAACCUUCUCAAGCCUCUUGGCAAUCUUCAUGAUGCCUCUUCCUUGUGCAACUACCUUGAAUCGUUCUAUACAUUGCGGAAGCCGGUUGCUUCUACAAUAAACACAUUGGCCGGUGCUCUGUACAAGGUCUUUAGUGCCUCGCCUGAUCAAGCUAGGAAUGAGAUGCGCCAAGCUUGCUUUGACUACUUGAGCCUUGGAGGCGUCUUCUCAAAUGGGCCUAUUGCUCUACUCUCUGGUCUCAAUCCUCGUCCAUUAAGUUUAGUUGUGCACUUCUUUGCUGUUGCUAUCUACGGUGUUGGUCGCCUGAUGCUCCCUAUUCCUUCACCUAAAAGAAUGUGGAUUGGAGCUAGACUGAUUUCUGGCGCAUGUGGCAUCAUCCUCCCUAUCAUCAAAGCUGAAGGUGUGAGGCAAAUGUUCUUCCCUGCUACCGUCCCUGCAUACUACCGGUCUCCUCGUUCAGCGGAGUAACAAGAGAUAAAACUGCAAACUGAUCUUUCACGGAUGGCCUUUUUCCCGUGUCGAGUCUGUCCUAGCCGGUCGUUUGUGCUCUCAAUGGAAUGAGAGGAACCUGUGUAGUGUGAUCUCCCGUGGGUGCUGAUUCGAGUUAAAAAUGUGCAAGUUUGUUCCGGUGCGUAUGUCGAUUCGUCCUAAGUUGUAUAUGCUUCUUGAACUAGCGGAUUUCUUCUCACACGCUGAUCGAACUGCGGUUUCCCUUGUCUACUGAAUUCUAAGCC
Molecule: messenger RNA, 2095 nt
Organism: Phragmites australis (common reed)
Lineage: Eukaryota; Viridiplantae; Streptophyta; Magnoliopsida; Poales; Poaceae
Product: squalene monooxygenase SE1-like
Exons: 8
Coding region: 240-1829 (529 amino acids)
Biological process (GO): sterol biosynthetic process
Cellular component (GO): endoplasmic reticulum; membrane
Molecular function (GO): flavin adenine dinucleotide binding; squalene monooxygenase activity
Source: RefSeq, a predicted model, not a curated record